UUUGGUGAUGCAUCUGUUAAAUACACGAGCUUUGGUCGGGCGUGACGUCACGUUUGCAUCAAAUCCAAGAUGGCGAACAUCCGGUGUGUCAAGGGUAUGGUUGGUCUAGUGACCGGUGGGGCCUCAGGUCUGGGACGGGCCACAGUGGAGCGUCUGGUGCAGAGCGGAGCAUCGGCUGUCAUUCUGGACCUGCCCUCCUCUGAUGGCAAAGCUCUGGCUGCCAGUCUGGGGGACCAGUGUGCCUUCGCUCCAGCAGAUGUGACAUCAGAGGCAGACGUGCAGUCGGCUGUGAACUUGGCGAGAGAGAAAUUUGGUAAAUUGGACCUAGCUGUUAACUGUGCUGGUAUCGCCGUGGCGGUCAAAACCUACAACUUUCAGAAGGACGUCCCUCAUAGCCUGGCGGACUUUCAGCGUGUCAUCAAUGUGAAUAUUGCUGGAACUUUCAACGUCAUCCGCCUGGCUGUGGGAGCGAUAGCCAAAAACGAGGCGGACACAGACGGACACAGAGGGUGCAUCAUUAACACCGCCAGCGUGGCAGCUUUUGAUGGACAGGUUGGACAAGCAGCGUACUCGGCUUCUAAAGGUGGCAUCGUUGGAAUGACCCUUCCCAUUGCAAGGGAUCUAGCCCCUUUGGGCAUAAGGGUCAUCACCAUAGCACCUGGUACUCAAAGCGCUUUGACACUACUUCCACAUUUACCCAUUCACACACACAUUCACACACUGAUGGAGGGAGCUGCCAUGCAAGGCGCUAACCAGCACCCAUCAGGAGCAAGGGUGAAGUGUCUUGCUCAGGACACAACGGACAUGACGAGGUUGGUACUAGGUGGGGAUUGAACCAGGGACCCUUGGGUUGCGCACGGCCACUCUCCCACUGCGCCACGCCGUUCCCAAAAUCAGAUAUUAGGUGUGCAUGUAAGUGUGGUUCGCCAUUACCAAUUAAUGCCAAUCUCUUUUGGCUGACACCGUAUUUAUUUUUAGUCCACCGGGUGACGAGCGACUUGCAACUAAUUAUGUAUCUCCAUACACAGUGUGGAGACGCUUCCUUAGGCUAAAAAUAAUCCAUAACAUUAGGGCAAACAAACCUACAUUUCUUAAUAUCUUAAAUGUCAUUAUCAAGUACCAUUAUCAAUGGAGGACAAAGCUAAACAUGUUACACAUCGAGAGCAAGCCAGAAGCAGGCAUGCAAAGCUAGCAAAGUUUAAUACUAACUAAGCUAACCGCUAGGCUAGUUUUAAACACCACCAAUUAAUAAGUGCUUAGAAAAGUAAGCAACUAUUAACUGGAAAUUAACAACUAGAUUAAUAAUAAUAAUGAAUAAUAUGUCAGCAUUGCCACAGUCAGUACACUACGCGUAAGAGGAGGGCGGAUCAACCCACACAUUGGUGGUGUCGUUACCAAGGAUAGUAUCAGUAUAUGAUCAAUACUAGUGACUAGGUCGAUAUUUAUUUUUUCUCCAAAUAUUUUUUAUUGUUUUUGUUAACAUUUACAAAUUCCGGGAAGAAUUCUUUGGACACAGGAGGACUUUGAGGGCAAAAAAAACAAAUAAUCAAAAUUAAUAAUAAAGUUUUUACUUUUGUUUUGUGAAUUUGUACUUUUGACUUUGAUUGGCUCAAAUAAUUGUAUGUAAUGAAAGAAAAUAAGGAGCUAAUUUAAAUAUGUUGUUGCCAUUGUUACACUGUCAAAAACACUCUUCAUAAAUACAUUUAAAAAUGUACAGUUUAUGCAUGUGAUCGGUAUUGGCAUUUUCAAAUAAUGGCGAUCAAUGAAGUCAUCAAACAUAUAAAUCAGUAAAAAAAUGUGACGAAUGAAAGGUGGAUUUAUCGAACAUUGAUUAAAAAAGUAUUCAUUUUGUACUAAAAAUGUUUGGAUAGAAAAUAAUGA
Nerophis lumbriciformis (worm pipefish) is the source of this 1881-nucleotide messenger RNA. The record is from RefSeq and is a predicted model, not a curated record. NCBI's taxonomy places the organism in Eukaryota, Metazoa, Chordata, Actinopteri, Syngnathiformes, Syngnathidae.